Geodia barretti is the source of this 7040-nucleotide messenger RNA. The record is from the annotation of a GenBank genome assembly. Lineage: Eukaryota; Metazoa; Porifera; Demospongiae; Tetractinellida; Geodiidae.
UGUCCGUUAUUGCGUUCAAACACGAGAGAAGAUCCCUCGCUCACAAAGAUAUCGGCACCAGACACAACAAGACCACCGCCCUGGUUAUCUGAGAAGUAGUUCCUGCCAGAAAAGUUGGCCGAGAUGCUGUUGAGGCACAGGGCACCAAUUCCAAACUGGUAACCGCGCAGGUUUGGGAUAUGAGAGCUGGAGUGACUAUAAGCCGUAUUGUUUGAAAAUACGCAGUCGGUAAUAGUGGGAGUGAGCAGUUCGCCUCUACUGGCGUCUGGCCUCAAGACAUUGAUGUCCAUUGCAGCAGACGACACCGCCUUGUUCUGCUCAAACGAGCAAUUAUUGAAGGAGACUGAGUUGGUUUGGGGAGAGCCGGGGAGGGAGCGAGAAGAGAGAACCGAGACUCCGCCUCCCCAGCAGGCUCCGUUUGAAUUGAUGUAGGUCCCACUAAACUCGACCACGUUGCCACUGACGUUGGCAUAGUAACCAGGCCAGAGGAAGGGGUCCGGUGGGUAAUAGUAAAAGAGAACCAUUACCCCACCCCCCACGGACUGCGUCAGACAUGGAUUCACUCCGGCAAAAGGACCAUUUAGACCAAUAACCGAGAGGCUCUCUCCAUCACUGGUGUGCCUGAAAACGUUUCCCCUGCUCUCGUCUCCGAAAUCAACAUACAGCCCUCCGCCAAACUCGGCCCAGUUGUAACUAAUCUCGCAGUUCCUCAGUGUGACUGAGUUGUUAAUUGAACGACCCCUGAAAUAAACGGCCAAUCCUCCACCAUUCCCAAACCCCAUGUGCUCAGUUCCGUGGGGAUACACAGAGAACACGUCCAGCCCCUGUGAUGAAGCAUUGUUGCCCGUAAACGAACAGUCGGAGAAAUCAAACGAAGCGUUGGAAACUUCCACGGGGUCGCUGUUAUUGCAGCUGAGGUAUCCCGGACGACAGAAGCUAAACUCCAAAAUGACUCCCCCGCCUCCAUACCCACUGCUCCCACUAUCGGACGGUGGGUGGAGGUUACUACUGAACACGGCAUUGCUGAAUGUGUUGGUCCCAUAGUUGUUGAACAUUGCCAGGCCGACGGCAUUGGAGCUGGUGACUGUAGUGCUCUCCACGUUAAUGUCGCUGCAGCUCUCGAUGUAGAGGGCAGAAGAGAACUCGACAAAGGACAAGUUCCCCGGUUCCCUGUCUCUUGUAGUGGUACUGUUUUGCAGAGAUGAGCAGUUGGAGAAGGUGAGGUUGGCGAGGGUCAAGUUGUUCACUUCUCUAAACACAAACCCAGCCUCCCCUCCUCCGUGGAUCACCGUGCUACCCUGCUCUUCCCCCACUAUGCUGAUGUGACUCACAUUGUAAAACGUAGCCAAAGCAGUUGCAUUGGGUCCCGUAAAGUAGUAUUCACCAUUAGCAAUGGCUAGACGGAAGUAGCCCCCACUCCCAUUGACUAUAUACUCCUGGAUCUCCUCCAAGGUGGAAAUUAGAUCUGAAUUAUUGCCGCCUACGGAGAAGGUCUUUAUUUCAUUAUCUGAUGCGAGGGAGCCACGAGAAGAGAGAGCGAGGAGGAGACUUGUCAGCCAUACCAGUAGCUCUGCUGGCUUCCUCAACAAGUGCAUGUUGAUCUGGAGCAAAAGGAUGAAGGGAGCGAAAAGAUACUAGUCGUACUUUCUGAGCUGCUGAUAAACUUGUGUCGAGAUCAUGCUGGGAGGAGCGUGCGUGGAGACGGAGGACGGCUCGGAGGGCUCGGAGAAGAGAGCGGGGGAGGAGGAGGUGGAGACGUGCUCCGUGAGAAAGGGAGGAGGGGGGAAGACGCCGCGGUCCAACGGCCGGAAGUCCUCCGGUGGCUCCAGGCAACCCUCCAUUGCUGACAUGUUCUCCAGAGGGUCUCAGAAGAAGAGAAAGAGUGAAGAGAGCACAGCUGGCAAUGGUAGUCCAAAAGAGACUGAGGAUGCAGAGCCAGCGUUGAAAAAGAUGAAGAGAGAGGAGACUAGCAGCAAUGGGGGCGAGGUGGAGAGCAGUGGAAGUGGGGAGGGGGAGGGAGGGGUGAAGGUGGGGGACACAGUGACAGGUGCCAAUGGUAAAGAGGCUGGUGAGGGUGAAGGAGAAGCCAGAACUGAGACCAACGGAACGAGGAAGCCAGCAGAGCCUCCGAGACGAUGUUUGGACUGUCGACAAUUUCUGGACGACUCCUCCCUCAAGAUAUUCCUCGGAGACCCUGAAAAUGCUAUGGAGGAGUUCAUCACACUGGCAGACCCCAAACUGUGCAUGCUGUCUGAAGGAAUGGAGAUGGAGGUCACUGAGCUCCCUCAGCACAAGAUUACCGAUUUCACGGUGUAUGACAAGCACAUGCACCUGUGUCCAUUUGACACCAACCUGAUUGAGAGGAACGUGGAGCUCUACUUCAGUGGCUCGGUCAAACCAAUAUACGACGAGAACCCCGACCCCUCAGAUGGUCUGCCAACCAGACAGCUGGGUCCCAUCAACGUCUGGUGGAUUGCUGGGUUUGAUGGUGGAGAAAAGGCUCUCGUCGGCUUCACUACAGGUAGGGGCAAACGCCAUCACCCCCUCCCCUUCCUCCUCCUCCGCUCUCUCUUCUUCCCCUCUUUCUAUCUCUCUGCCUUUUUCUCUUCUUUCCCCCUCUGUUUUUUAUCUGCUGUGUUGUACGUCCACAGCUUAUGCAGAGUAUUUCCUAAUGGAGCCUUCCCAGAUGUAUGCUCCCAUUAUGGCCACUGUUCACGAGAAAAUAUACCUCAGCAAGGUGGUGAUAGAAUUCUGCGAGGAGAAUCCCGACGGGACGUAUGAAGAUCUACUCAAUAAAAUCGAGACCACUGUGCCUCCUCAGUCCAUUGGAUGUACAAAGUUCACUGAAGACACUCUCCUGCGGCAUGCCCAGUUCAUUGUGGAGCAGGUGGAGAGUUACGAUGAAUUUGGAGAUGACGAUGAGGAGCCGACCCUCGUUACCCCCUGCAUGCGAGCCCUCAUCAAACUGGCCGGAGUCACCCUCGGGAAGAGGAGAGCUGCCCGAAUGGCCGCCCGCGAGAAGAAGAAAGCUCAGAAACACACCAUGGCCACCACCACUCCAUUGGUUCGAAGUGUGUUCGAGCAGUUCUUCAAGGACCAGAUUGCUGACAAGGCGGCGUCUGCGCCCAAGAGGAGACGGUGUGGGGUGUGCGAGGUGUGUCAGCUGGGCGACUGCGGGAAAUGCAGCGCCUGCCGCGACAUGGUCAAGUUUGGUGGGAGUGGUCGGUCGAAGCAGGCCUGCGUCCACCGCCGGUGUCCGAACAUGGCUCUCACGCAGGCCGAGGAGAGCGAGGAGGAGACGGCUGAGGUGGAGGCUCAGAUUCUGAAGGAGACGAGGAAACGAACAAAGUCAGAGAAGAAGAUGAAAUCCAAGGUGGAGUGGGUAGGUGAACCCAAGGAACAGGUGGGCAAGAAGACAUUUUACUCUGAGGUUCUCAUCAGUGGCAACAAGGUGGGGGUGGGAGAUUUCGUGUCGGUUUGUCCCGAGAACGACUCCGAGGCGGUGUACAUCGCCCGGGUGGUGUCCCUGUGGGAGGACUCUUUCUCCACGCAGCACCGGAAGCAGUUUCACGCCCGCUGGUUCUCCCGCUCUUGCGACACCGUCCUCGGAGAGGUUGGAGAUCCGAUGGAGCUGUUUCUGGUGGAUGAAUGCGAGGACAUACCUCUGGGGGCGGUCCUGGGACUGGUAAAGGUGGAGCACCGCCAACACCCUCCCGACUGGGUGGAGCUGGGCGGAGUCGAGCCAGAGGGCGGGGCCGAGGAGGACGAGGAAGGCUCUCAUUUCUUCUACCAGAUGUGGUAUGAUCCCAAGUUGGCACGGUUCCAGGACCCGCCCCCCGACGACGACCGUACAGACGACGAUGGCCACGCCCCCUUCGUCUGCCAGAGCUGUGUGCGAAACUCUCGAAGGGAGAGUGAGAAAGUUGGCACUCCUGGGAGCAGGAUGACAGGGGAGGAGUCUGACACGGUCAGGACUUACUACAGUUCAUUCUCCUACAAGGGGGCGAUGUAUGCAGUCGGAGACGGUGUCUACCUUCCACUUGACAAACACCGCUUCGCCGUGAAAUCCCGCACCACUCCGAAAACCAAGACCAAUCCGAGUAUCUACGAAGACGAGGAGAGGUAUUCAGAGCUGUAUCGUAAAUCCGACUACGUGAAGGGUAGCAACUCGGACGCUCCGAAGCCUUUCCAAAUUGGUCGUAUCAAAGCCAUUUACCAGAGGAGUGGGAGCAAACUGACCCGGAACUCUCAACUCUAUUUGAAGCUCGCCAUGUUCUACCGGCCAGAGGACACCCACAGAGGGGCUGCAGCUGGGAGAGAGUCCGACCUCUGCCUCCUCUACUGGGGAGAUGAAGAGGAGGAGGUGGAGGGGGAGGUGGUGUGUGGGAGGUGUGAGGUGGUGUGUGCGGAGAUGAUGGAGCCUCAAGAGAGAGACGCCUGGUUCAACCAGGCCUCGGACCGAUUCUACUUCCUCGAGGCCUACAACAGCUCCACUCAGGAGUUUGAAGAUCUUCCCUAUGAGGCCAGAGCCAGUGGAGGGAAAGGCAAGGGAAAAGGUAAGGGAAAAGGGAAGGGGAAGGUUCGAGCUGCCGGGGAAGAGAAGAUGGCGUCCUUUGACUCCCAGCAGUUCACUCCUCUGAGAUGCCUGGACGUCUUUGCUGGCUGCGGAGGUCUGACGGAGGGGUUCCACCAGAGUGGAGUGGCGGAGGCCCGCUGGGCGGUGGAGAAGGACGAAGCAGCUGCCAACGCCUUCAAACUCAACUACCCCGACUCCAUCGUCCUCACGGACGACUGCAACCUCAUUCUGCGCUACGUCAUGGACGGUAAAGACACCAAUGACUCGGGCCAACCUCUGCCGAGGAGGGGGGAGGUGGAGCUGCUCUGUGGAGGUCCUCCGUGCCAGGGCUUCAGUGGAAUGAACCGCUUCAACUCUAGAGAAUACUCCCAGUUCAAGAACUCCCUGGUGGCGUCUUACCUGAGCUACUGUGACUACUACCGACCGAGGUUCUUCCUGCUAGAGAACGUGCGGAACUUCGUGUCGUUCAAGAGAAGUAUGGUUCUCAAGUUGGCCUUGCGCUGCCUCGUCAAGAUGGGCUACCAGUGUACAUUUGGAGUACUCCAGGCCGGUCAGUACGGGGUACCCCAGACCAGACGAAGGGCUAUACUCCUGGCAGCUGCUCCAGGAGAGGUCCUACCACUCUAUCCAGAGCCCACCCACUGCUUCAGUCCGAGAGGUGUCCAACUCACCGUCAUCCUGGACGAGAAGAAGUUCAACUGCAACAUCACGAGGAUGUCGUCGGCUCCCCUGAGGACCAUCACAGUCAGAGACGCCAUGUCCGACCUCCCCGACAUCAAGAACGGAGCCUCCGCCCUCAAGAUCGGCUACUCCGGCGAACCGCAGUCCCACUUCCAGAGAUUGGUGAGGGGGAGGCAGCUGCAGCCGAUACUCACAGACCACAUCUGCAAAGAGAUGAACCCUCUGGUGGCUGCGAGAAUGAGGCACAUCCCCGUCCUGCCCGGUGCCGACUGGCGCUACCUUCCCAACAUCGAGGUCCGACUCUCAGACGGAGCAUGGGCCAAGAAACUGAAGUACACCCAUCACGACAAGAGGAACGGACGUGAUCCGAAUGGUUCCCUGCGUGGCGUGUGCUCGUGUGCGGAGAGCAAGUCGUGCGACCCGGCUGACAAGCAGUUUGGCACCCUCAUCCCCUGGUGUCUUCCCCACACCGGCAACAGACACAAUCACUGGGCAGGGCUCUAUGGCCGAUUGGAGUGGGACGGAUUCUUUAGCACCACCGUCACCAACCCCGAGCCAAUGGGGAAACAGGGGCGUGUCCUCCACCCAGAGCAGCACCGGGUGGUGAGUGUCAGGGAGUGCGCCAGAUCUCAGGGCUUCCCCGACACCUUCCGUUUCUUUGGCAACGUCCUCGACAAACACCGACAGGUGGGAAAUGCAGUCCCUCCGCCCAUGGCAAAGGCCAUCGGUCUACAGAUCAAGAAAUCUAUCGUGGAGAAGAAGAAAGGGCCGGAUUCUAGCAACAACACUUCCUCAAACACCCACUAAACUCAACCCAAUUAUUAUAUUUCACUUCACCUACGCUGCACAUUAGCACUAUUUCUGAACUCCAUUAUAAUUAUAUAUACUUGUAAAGGUAUUUUGUAUAGAGAAUUAUUAUUAUUAAUUUUUGUUGCCUCAAAGACACUCAAGCAAAACAAUGUACUCUAGACUAUAACUAAUAUUCUCCGUGGAGGUCAGAGGUUGGAAGUCUCGUUGUCUGGGUGGGUGUGGUCUCAUCGUCUCUCUCCUGCGGCUGAGGCUGACAGUGAGAAGUGAGGCUGAGUUUUGAGAAGUCCACCUGCCACCUGCCGUGUCUGUGGCUGAUGGUCGACACAAAUUGACGGUCCAACAGAAUUUCAUCACCCGUGUAAGACCACAGGGCCUGUGAAGUUAGACCUGUGACCUCCACGAUGCCCUCUAGUAUCACGACCAGCUCCAGUGUGGAGGAGGCAAGGUCCUCACAAGUGAGGCCGUAGAGAGGACUCUGCUCAGUGAUGUAGUGGAAGACUGAGACUGGAGUGAGGAGGAAGAUGCGGUCCCUCCCCUCGUCGUACCCCACAUCCAGGUCGUACUGCCGCAGCUCCCCUCCUCCUCCUCCCGCGGACUCUCGGUACCAGUAGAGCUGGAGACGGACGUGCGCCUCGACGACCUGUGACCUCCUCACGUCCGCUAUCUUGAACUCCAGAACUCGCACCCUCGCACCCUCCCCGUCUCGGAUCACCGCGUAAUCGCUAAACAGAAGUGUCCUCCUGCGAUUUCGUGGUCGACUCAGCUUCGUGAAGAUCAGCCCCAGUAGAAACGAGUCAAUGAGCAGACCACAUACACAUUGUACUAUAAUGAUAAAAAUAGCUGUUCGACACUCGUUGGUGAUGUAUUUAAAGCCGUAGCCUAUUGUCAUUUGGGUUUCGAUGGAAAACAGAAAAGCAGACGGGAAAUCGAUGACGUCAGUCACACACGUAACGUUCCCGCCUCCCCCAGAGUC